CGAAUGGCAGUUGAUAAGAACCAUCGAGAAUUAUCGAAGAUCAUCGUUUUUGUAAUAUGCAAAUAGUGUUUAUCGAAAAGCUGCAUUAAAAAAUUUCUAGAGGAUCAACCUCGCGAUGAACAGCGAAGAGAAGAUAUCUCUUCCCGUGACGUGCGCGAGAGCACAGAGAUUUUUACGUUGAUACAAUCCGAAGAUCGCACGCAAGUCGAGAUGAGCAAGGAGGACAGCAGCGGCGAAGGAAGAUCGCAGGAUGCUUCCUCGCCGGAUUCUCCGAUGGAUGUACCGGCGAAGGAUCCAAACGCGGAGAUCUACGAGAAUCGUGGAUCUAAGAAGAUCAUCCGCGUGCUCACCGUGAUGGCCUAUCUAUUCUCAGUGAGUUUCGUGGCUAUUCUUUUGAGUGCUUAUUACAUAUUCCUGUGGGAACCGCCGAAUCCGAAACUCAUACAGCGAGAACGUUUGCGGAUGGAUCCGCAGAUGCAGUUCCUGAUCGCGCCACCCUCGGAGGAGACGAGGAAAGACAGCAGUUUCCUUUCGCAGGGCGAAGUCAAUCCCAUGCACAAGCUUCUUCUGAAUCGCAAGAUCCAUUACAUGUACGACAGCGAUGAUUCCCAAGAUAAAAUAAAUCUCGAAAAAAAACUCGAAUUAAACGCGACGUUGCUGAAGCUGAGACACUCGCUUGUGGACACCUUACGCGCUCAGAGACGAAAUUCGUCGCAAGAGACAACGAAGUCCAGCGGAUUUAACAAUUCGUUUGCGGAAAAAGUGCUUAACUCGACGGUUAGUCCCGCGGAGAACACGAUCUCGGUAAAUCGACACGGUAAAUCCGCGAGUGAAAGCAUAUCCGAAGAAAAGACUUAUAGUGAUCUGCCUCUAGAAUUCGUGAAUUCUAUGAGUACUCUGAACGUCGAAAGUACGUCUCUCACACCCAAGUUCACGACUAUUUCCGAAACGAGCCAGAGAUUUAAUAGAAGUUCUAUCAGCGUCAGUCCAAUUAUCAACAAAGAGAAACGAUAUAACAAAAAAAAUCUCGAUACCGUUAAAUCGUACGUUAUUCGCGAAUUCAGCAACGUGACGGCAAGUAGCGGCAUUACGAGUGGCAGCGAUCGACGCGUUUUCGAAGACGAAUCUUCCAAAAUGACCCAAGACUUCCUGAAGACCGGUAGGAAAGAACCAAUAAAACAAAACAAGACCGACGAUCGCUGGUUGAUUAAUAACGAUCGAGAAAAUAAUUCAAAUGGUAUACAAACGAGCAUUAUAUUGGAGAAAUACGUGCACGAUAGUAUUAGGAAUCCCCAGAAAAAUUACUCUUCGAACGAUCAGAUCGGACAGAUGGCGCGUGAUAAAGUAGCGAUCGAUCCAUCGUCUCGCGACUCAGGAUUUAUCGACGUUCCGGGAUUCCAUCAGACGUCGAAGGUCGUAAAAUCACGGCCACGCACCGCGAGAACGAGAAAUUCCGAAGAAACGCAGAUCGAAAGGAUGACAGCGAGAUCUACGACGGUAGAAAAUAAACAGAUGGAACAAAUUGAUUUAUCGAUUACUCAACGACAAAAAAGUUUCUUGGAAGUCUUCACGGAAAUUGCGGAUGUCAGGGAAACAUCUGUAGAGCUCACAUCAAUAUCGACAACAGGAGAUUAUCAUAAUUUUACUAGCAUUACAACCGAAGAUGAUGAGAGUGUUACAUAAGCAAAUAUAUACGAUCACUUUUCACAUCUCGUAUUGAAAAUAACAAGAUGCAAGAAAAUCAAACUAGUAAUCGCUAAUAGAGUAUCAAUACCUAUUAGUACAUAUAGGGAAGCAAUUCUCUUUUAGUUCUUUAUGGACAGAGAAUGUUAGGAGUUGUAUUGAUCUGAAUUUGACAAAUGAGAAACCUUAUAGAGACUAGAUCUACUUACUGAGACACAUACAGAUACAUUGAAAUAAUUUAAAUAUCUAAUUGUCUAUAGAAUCAUGUGAACUAAUG
Molecule: messenger RNA, 1960 nt
Organism: Cyphomyrmex costatus
Lineage: Eukaryota; Metazoa; Arthropoda; Insecta; Hymenoptera; Formicidae
Exons: 2
Coding region: 211-1683 (490 amino acids)
Source: RefSeq, a predicted model, not a curated record